Larimichthys crocea (large yellow croaker) is the source of this 1775-nucleotide messenger RNA. RefSeq names its product ER membrane protein complex subunit 3 (gene emc3). The record is from RefSeq and is a predicted model, not a curated record. NCBI's taxonomy places the organism in Eukaryota, Metazoa, Chordata, Actinopteri, Sciaenidae. Gene Ontology annotation, biological process: protein folding in endoplasmic reticulum. Bases 280 to 1065 code for a protein of 261 amino acids. The transcript has 9 exons. Gene Ontology annotation, cellular component: membrane; EMC complex.
CAGUCCCCCGGUGAGAUGCGGAUGAACUGCAGAAGCAGAAAUCUGCUCUCAUCCCUGGAGUUGAUACCACAACGUGAUGGCCGAGGCAGUGGAUGCGAACUAUUAAACCCUCCUUUGUCUUUAUUAUUAUUAUUAUUAUUAAACUACCUCACACACAGCGCAUGGUCUGCGUCUCUGGUUGCUGGGGGGACAAACUCUGCGAGUGGUGGUCGCUAAGCUACGAAAACGAGCUCCUUAGCAACUGUGACCCGGGCAUCAGGAAGAAGCUAAGCUACCAGUAUGGCUGAACCGGAGCUUCUGCUGGACUCCAACAUCCGACUUUGGGUGGUGUUGCCCAUUGUCUUCAUCACCUUCCUGGUCGGGGUGAUUCGCCAUUAUGUGUCCAUUCUCCUUCAGAGUGACAAGAAGUUGACGUUAGAACAGGUUUCUGACAGCCAGGUUCUUAUCCGGAGCAGAAUUCUCAGAGAAAAUGGAAAAUACAUUCCCAAACAGUCUUUUCUGAUGAGGAAGUUCUACUUCAAUAAUCAAGAAGAUGGAUUUUUUAAGAAGACCAAGAGAAAGGUGGUUCCACCCUCUCCAAUGACAGAUCCCAGCAUGCUGACAGACAUGAUGAAAGGAAAUGUCACCAACGUGCUUCCCAUGAUCCUCAUUGGAGGCUGGAUCAACUGGACCUUUUCAGGAUUUGUAACAACUAAGGUUCCCUUCCCUCUCACACUGCGCUUCAAGCCCAUGCUGCAGCAAGGAAUAGAGCUGCUCUCACUAGAUGCCUCCUGGGUGAGCUCAGCGUCGUGGUAUUUCCUCAACGUGUUUGGACUACGGAGCAUGUACUCAUUAAUUCUGGGCCAAGAUAAUGGUGCAGAUCAGUCGAGGAUCAUGCAGGAGCAGAUGAGUGGCGCUGCCAUGGCCAUGCCUGCGGAUACAAAUAAAGCUUUCAAGGCUGAGUGGGAAGCACUGGAGCUGACUGACCAUCAGUGGGCGCUGGAGAGCGUAGAGGAGGAUCUGAUGAGCAGAGAGCUGGACUUUGACGGCAUGUUUAGCAAGGAGCUGCCGAGCGGUAUCUUCUGAUGGCCUGGUCGCUUCAACUUGGAGCCUUCGAUUUCAAAUUUUGAUCAUUGCAGGGAUUUGUUUUUUGUUUGUUUUUUUGGUUCAAAUCACAGAGAUGGGAACAAAUCCCUUCAUGUUAUGCAAAGUUUACAUUCACUUAUUUGUGGUCCUUGUCUUUUCACAUGUAUUACCUUUUCAUUCCUGUCCAUAAAAAUAUCUGAAAUGACUUAAAAAUACACUGGUUCUGCUGCUGUCUCAUGCAAAUUUGAAAGCACUGCUUUGUAAUCUCACCUUUUAGACAAGGAGAUGUUUGGGAGAAAUUAAGCAGCUUUUUGCUUAUUGAAAUGCGUUUAUUAUUAGCUUGCAACUGUAUGCCAUCAUAAUGCCAUUAGGUAAUAGAAUGUGAACUACCUAGAGCUUUUUUUUUUCUAAUUGUCAUGCACAGCUAGACUAGCUGUCUCAAUUUUCUUAUGAAUCAUAAUAUUUUAAAAAAUAGGACACUACCAUUUUACAGGUCUGAAUGAUGUUUAUUUAAUACCUUACCUUUGUUAGAUUGUGGAUAGAUCAACUGCUCUGUGUCAGCUGCCUAAAGCUGGAAGCAGAACUGAUUAGUUGUUGGCAGAGAAAAUGUUUGCGUGAUUGAAAUAUUGUGUUUUUGAAGUAUGUAGACGGUUUAUUUUGUAAUGUGACUCCCCUGUGUUUUGUACAGCAUAAAGCCUGUUUUGACUAAA